GUACUAACUGUUUCACUCGGCUCGUUUUUUGGGUUUAUAUGCGCAGUCCUGUUUACUAAUAUUAUGUCUAUGGUGUUACUAGAAACGAAAGAGUUUUAUUAUCUGUACAACAAUACGCAUAGAUAGUUUACCAGAGUAAAAUUAAUUAGUUGUCUGUGGCUCAUGCACGCACGGACGGGGAGGGGACGAAUGUCCGCGUUUUUUCGCUUUGUCCACUUUCGUUUAUUUUCGUAAUUUCAGACGAAAAUAUAUCAAGAAAUGACCGCUGAAAACGAACGCGAAAUUUAUCAUAAAUUAGAAGCCAUGAAAGAGAUCAGGAACAAAACAAUAACUCUGGAGCGAAUGAAGCGCAGCAUUCUGAAUGAAGUGCGCAGCGGGGACCAGGAGGGCCGCUGCCUGGCGCAGUACAAGCGCGAGAUGGAGCUGCUGCAGCAGGAGAAGAUGAGCCACGUGGAGGAGCUGCGCCAGAUCCACGCCGACAUCAACGCGAUGGAGACGGUGAUCAAGCAGACGGAGGAGAGCAUGACGCGCAAGCUGUCGAACGCGUCGCGGCUGCACGAGGACUACCGGCCGCUGAAGGCGGAGGUGGACCUGCUGCGGCGCCAGUGCCUCGGCCUCGAGCGACUGCCCGACCUGCACGAGGAGGAGGGCAGCCCCAUCACGCCAGACCGGUUCCCGGCGCUGCCGGGCGGCGCGGGCGCGGGCGCGGGCCCGGCGGGCGCGGCGCCGCGGCUGGCGUCGUUCCUGCCGCCGGCCGCGCCGCGCAAGCCGCCGCCGCCGCCGCCUGCGUUCAGGUCUGCACUCGACCAAGAUUUCAUUACCGUCUCGCUGAGGCAGCAGCCGCCGCCCAUGAAGUCAUGCCUGUCGUGCCACCAGCAGAUCCACCGCAACGCGCCCAUCUGUCCGCUGUGCAAGGCCAAGAGCCGCUCGCGCAACCCCAAGAAACCCAAGAAGAAAUAGUCUCCCUGUGCUGCCCGCCGCGCCUGCGCCGGUAACACUUGUGCUGCACUAGACUAACAUAGUAACGUCAGAUGAAAGCACGGAAGCACCCGUGACACACCCACAAUCAUAAACAAACAAACAAUUAUAAAGAAAAAUUCCUGUGACUGUCGUGAAAAUGGUCAUCCUAAUUGCGAAUCUCGCAUAUUUGUCUCUUUGAAGUCGUCUGAAAAGUUUAUUGAUGUCAAAAUAAAUUAAUACAAUGUCACGUAAAAGGACAAUGC
This is a messenger RNA of Helicoverpa zea (corn earworm), 1223 nucleotides long. RefSeq names its product zinc finger C4H2 domain-containing protein. Gene Ontology annotation, cellular component: nucleus. Bases 259 to 960 code for a protein of 233 amino acids. The record is from RefSeq and is a predicted model, not a curated record. NCBI's taxonomy places the organism in Eukaryota, Metazoa, Arthropoda, Insecta, Lepidoptera, Noctuidae. Gene Ontology annotation, biological process: positive regulation of neuron differentiation. The transcript has 5 exons.